AUGGCGGCGUCGGGGCCGGGGAAGCCCAAGACCUCCCCCAAGUCGGUCAAGUUCCUCUUCGGCGGCCUGGCCGGGAUGGCGGCCACGGUGUUCGUGCAGCCGCUGGACCUGGUGAAGAACCGGAUGCAGCUGAGCGGCGAGGGCGCCAAGACGCGCGAGUACCGGACCAGCCUGCACGCGGUGGGCAGCAUCCUCCGCCAGGAGGGGCUGCGCGGCAUCUACACCGGGCUCUCGGCCGGGCUGCUCCGCCAGGCCACCUACACGACCACCCGGCUGGGCAUCUACACCGUCCUCUUCGAGCGGCUGACGGGCGCCGACGGGACGCCCCCCAGCUUCCUGCUCAAGGCGCUCAUCGGCAUGACGGCCGGCGCCACCGGGGCCUUCGUGGGCACCCCCGCCGAGGUGGCCCUCAUCCGCAUGACCGCCGACGGCAGGCUGCCCCCCGAGCAGCGCCGCGGCUACAGCAACGUCUUCAACGCCCUCCUGCGCAUCACCCGCGAGGAAGGCGUCCCCACGCUCUGGAGGGGAUGCGUGCCCACCAUGGCCCGGGCGGUGGUUGUCAACGCAGCCCAGCUAGCCUCCUACUCCCAGUCGAAGCAGUUCCUCCUGGACUCGGGGUACUUCCAAGACAACAUCCUGUGCCACUUCUGUGCCAGCAUGAUUAGCGGGUUGGUGACGACGGCAGCCUCCAUGCCCGUGGACAUCGCCAAGACCAGGAUCCAGAACAUGCGGAUGAUCGAUGGGAAGCCCGAGUACCGGAAUGGACUGGACGUGCUGGCGAAGGUUGUCCGCUACGAAGGCUUCUUCAGCCUCUGGAAGGGCUUCACGCCCUACUAUGCCCGCCUCGGCCCCCACACCGUCCUGACCUUCAUCUUUCUGGAGCAGAUGAACAAGUUCUACGGGAAGUUCUUCCUGGGCACCUGAGGGGCACCGGCUCCCCCAUGCCAGCACACACAC
Molecule: messenger RNA, 957 nt
Organism: Protobothrops mucrosquamatus (brown spotted pit viper)
Lineage: Eukaryota; Metazoa; Chordata; Lepidosauria; Squamata; Viperidae
Gene: SLC25A11
Product: solute carrier family 25 member 11
Exons: 8
Coding region: 1-924 (307 amino acids)
Biological process (GO): oxaloacetate transport; thiosulfate transport; mitochondrial transport
Cellular component (GO): mitochondrial membrane
Molecular function (GO): succinate transmembrane transporter activity; thiosulfate transmembrane transporter activity; oxaloacetate transmembrane transporter activity
Source: RefSeq, a predicted model, not a curated record